GUAACAGCAGAUUCAGGACUGGGACUGGUCUUAUAUGAUAUCCAUUUGCCAAACGGGCAGGUUAUCGAUCCUUCAGUGUUGUCAAAGCACUGUUUGGGCCUGUGGACGGAAAGGAUCGAAGCAACGAAGGACACGUCCUGGAAAACGAGUACGGUGAACUAAGUUGAGAGAGGAUCGGGAAAAGCGUGAGGCCCAUAAUUUGACCGCGCGUGCCCUGUCAAAGAGCCAGAGUCCUGAGGGGCGCGCCGUCCCUGCCGUCCAGCUCUUCAUCAUCACAACUUCGCCGCCAUAACCGCAAAACCGCAAGCGGUGGCCUCAAAGAGUCAAGACCAUUUUCUCACGCAACAUCCUGACAACUUUGCUGAGAAAUUGGAUAUUCUGAUCACCGGGCGCCUUUGAAAAAGCUCUCAGUAUCGGUAGCUUUUGGGCUGUCUCAUUGCAUCUUACGUUUCAGUCGUGAUGGACAAGUUCAUCCCCCGAUUGGGCGCGUACCGCCUGAAGGACCUCAUCAAGGCCAUCCGGAGCUGUAAAACAGCCGCUGACGAAAGGGCGGUCAUCGCAAAGGAGAGUGCCUACCUGAGGACGAGCUUCAAGGAGGAGAAUGUAGAUCUCAGGCAUCAAAACAUUGCCAAACUGUUGUACAUUCAUAUGCUGGGAUAUCCAGCACAUUUUGGCCAAAUUGAAUGCUUAAAGCUCGUUGCGUCUCCUCGGUUUGCCGAUAAGCGGCUCGGAUAUCUUGGAAUCAUGCUCUUGCUUGACGAGAACCAGGAAGUUCUCACACUGGUCACCAACUCGUUGAAAAAUGAUAUGAACAGUGCGAAUAUGUUCAUUGUUGGCCUUGCCCUGUGUACAAUGGGGAACAUAUCUUCUCCAGAGAUGGCCCGUGAUUUGUGUGGGGAGGUGGAAAGGCUUCUGGCAAGCUCGAAUGCGUACAUAAGAAAGAAGGCUGCACUGUGUGCUCUCAGGAUCAUCAAGAAGGUUCCCGACCUCCUGGAGAACUUCAUAUCUCGAGGCAAAAGUCUUCUGAAUGAGCGAAACCAUGGAGUGUUACUGACGGGCAUCACGCUGCUCACUGAAAUGUGCAAGAUGAAUGAAGACGUUCUGUCGGACCUGCGGGCGCACUCAGCUGCGACUUUGGUACGGCAUCUCAAGAAUCUCGUCACCGCUGGCUUCAGUCCAGAACAUGAUGUCAACGGCAUCACGGACCCAUUUGUGCAAGUGAGAGUUUUGCGACUCAUGAGGAUCUUGGGGAAAGGUGACGCCGAAGCGUCGGAAGCCAUGAACGAUGUCCUCGCACAGGUUGCAACCAACACCGAAGCAACAAAGAACGUUGGGAAUGCUAUUCUUUACGAAGCGGUUCUGACCAUCAUGGAGAUUGAGAGCGAAAGUUCUCUGCGUGUUCUUGCAAUCAACAUUCUCGGUCGGUUCCUGUCGAACAGGGAUAACAAUAUCAAAUACGUUGCGCUUACGACGCUCACGAAGACUUCCGCAAACACGGCAACGGCUGAUUCUUCAGCUCUACAAAGGCAUCGGUCCACGAUUCUCGAUUGCCUUCGCGACCCUGACAUUUCAAUCCGCCGCCGUGCGCUGGACCUUUCGUUCUUCCUCAUCAACGCGCAGAACAUCCGUAUAUUGACUCGUGAGCUGUUGGCGUAUUUGGAGAUUUGUGAAGGGGAGAGCAAAAACUCGGUCGCCAUCAGAAUAUGUGAUUUUGCUGGGAGGUAUCGGCCGAACAAGCGAUGGGAGGUGGACACUGUCUGCCGUAUCUUGCGCGUUGCUGGGGCUUUCGUCGAUCAGCCUGUCGUGAAUCACUUCAUCAAGUUGGUGACGACUUCGCCACCAGAACUCCAGCAAUAUGCAGUGCGCAAGCUUUACAACACUGUAAAGAACGAGGGCGAAAAGGCUCUCACUCAGGAAGGACUACUGCAAGCCACUGUCUGGUGUAUUGGAGAGUAUGGGGAUUCUCUUGUGCAAGGGACAUCAGGGUCGAUUGGUGGGGAUGAGGAUGACGGUAAUACCGAUCCGAGCACGCAAAGCUCGUAUCAGAUCGCGCCGACGGAACCAGAGGUCAUUGACAGACUGACGGAGGUCCUGAAAGGACCCUUCGCAACGGAGCUGGUGAAAGAGUACACCAUGGUGACACUGGUGAAGCUCAGCACCCGGUUCACUACCGAUGCUGCUAUUAGUGGAAUCCGAACGCUCCUGACAAAGUACAGAGCUAGCGUUGCACUUGAGCUCCAACAGCGCUCCAUCGAAUUCACUACCAUCUUCCAACUGGACCGUGACGCCAGGCAUGGUUUGUUAGAACGCAUGCCGGUGUUGGAAAGCGCGGCAAAAGAAGAAGCAAAGAAAGGGUUGGGUGUUCCCACAACUUCCACCAAUGGUAUGUCCGUGGAUAGGGACUGUCUGUGA
Molecule: messenger RNA, 2412 nt
Organism: Fimicolochytrium jonesii
Lineage: Eukaryota; Fungi; Chytridiomycota; Chytridiomycetes; Spizellomycetales; Powellomycetaceae
Product: Clathrin/coatomer adaptor, adaptin-like protein
Exons: 8
Coding region: 460-2412 (650 amino acids)
Biological process (GO): Golgi to vacuole transport; receptor-mediated endocytosis; intracellular protein transport
Cellular component (GO): AP-1 adaptor complex; Golgi apparatus; membrane coat
Molecular function (GO): clathrin-cargo adaptor activity
Source: RefSeq, a predicted model, not a curated record